GGAGUUUCCAGCAAUCCUCUACGUAAAUAAUACCAUCUCGAUAACUAAAUUAAUAAUUUUGAAUGGUAUUUCAUAAUGGCUGGAAGAGAUCGGCAAUACGAAACACCAGAAGAUGUUUUCCAGAAGAUCCUGUGCUGGAUUCAGGACGAAAAUCCUGACUCGAAAAAACUGGUUGAAAAUGCCGUCAGUCACAUCGAUUCAGAGGUGGGAUGGGCACUUAAACCGUUGGAGAGAACUUGCGUAGAAUUGCAAUACGUCAACGCCCUCUUGACGAUGUGGGUAAGGAGCAGUUCAGAAAAGGCGUUUAUCCACUUGGAGAAUGAAACGUUCGACAUCAACACAACUAUGUCGACUGUCUUGGACGAACUGGAUUCCAUCAAUUCGUUCGAAGAUAUUAGUACCAAACUAAAUGCAGAGGAAUCACAGCUUCGGACUUGGUUUGGUGGACGCUGUCGAUAUUUCCAGUUGAUUCUCCAACAAGAAGAACUGUUCAAAAACACGCCCCGUUUCGCCCUUCUCUUGAACCAAAAUUUCCACAAACUGAAGAGUUGUUUUAUCGAUAAGAUCUUUUCUCGAUGCAGGAAUGACAUCCUCAACGACGUUGAUGGUGCUGUACUUGUAAAAUUCAUUUCGCAUCUGACUGACUUUUUGACAAAAGCCAAUGAAGACGAAAAAUUACAACACGUUCUGGAGGCUCAUGUACUAGAAAGCAAUAUAAAGAUAAAUAGCAGAGAGACAGAUUGGCAACAAUGGAUUAACAUCCUGGUUGGAAAAAUCUUGAAAACAUUCCCGCCGGCAGAAAGCGAUAACGAGAUAAGUGCAGUUCCCGAAUGGAUACAGCGUUUCAAGUUGGCUGCGUCGCCAAUAAACAAGUGGACACCAAAACUGAAUUUACUUAUCAGAGAGAUACACAAAAAACUCUUGCUGCCAGAAACCACAAUCAAAAUGAGAACAGAACACGGAAGGAAAACUAUUUCCAUUAAUGGCGUUUCUAUUUUUGUUAGUAAACUUAUGGGGAAAAUGAGGGAAUUAAAAGCCAGUAAUGAAGACGUACAGGAAAUACAAAUUGCUGGAUAUUCUUCCGUUCACAUCGAUUGCGAUUUGGACAAUGACAUCUGGCAUGGAAUCAAUAUAGGUCUCGUUACUGAUAAACUUAUCGUGUGCGCCAAUGAGGACCAGAAAAUAGUAUGGGAUGUAUCAGGAAAACAUGCUACCACCAAAUCAAGACAAAAUGAAUUAAACUCAGGCGAAAGCGGUGGUAAUGUUCUUAUUAAGUGCAACCAAGUUAUCGGAGCUGAGCAAUGGACGAUCGCAUCCAAUGGAGGGAACGGAAGUUCUGGUCUCAAGUGGUCGGUGGAAGAACUUCAAGAAAUUUUUAGUCCCAUACUUCCACUUGAUGCGAAUGAAAAUACAAAAAUAGAGGGUAAGCAAGUUUUCAAGCCACCGGCAAUAAAAGAUCUCUGUAAGAGUCUAGAGGAUAGACUGUUUGAAGACUAUGACUACAUGCGCACAAGUCACGUACAAAUAAAAGGAGACGGAUCAAACGAACCUACUGCAAGGUCAGGCACGCUUGGAGAUGGCAGCGAAAUCCAAUUUUCGUUGUAUGAAAGCAAAACAGGAAUACGGCACACGCUCAUACUCUGUCAAGGUAACCAUUUUGGACAAGGUGGCUAUGGCGGGGACAUAAUCUUGGAAUUGUCUGAUAAAGGACGUGGCAUCCCUUCUGUUGGCAUGGAAGUGUAUCAAGCAAUGGGCGCAGGUGGUGUUGUUUAUAAGGCGUCUGUUUCAGACGGCAAAACGGGGCAAGCAAAUGGCGAUGUAGGUUUCAUCUACAAUGGGGACAAGGCUCAGCAAGGAAAUUACAUAGGAUUUGAAAACGACCAAAAACUAGAAAUCCAAUACUACUCCAAGAAAGAAGAAUUACAAAAGAUAAGGUUGCUUUAUACGUAA
Daphnia carinata is the source of this 1950-nucleotide messenger RNA. RefSeq lists its product as uncharacterized. Lineage: Eukaryota; Metazoa; Arthropoda; Branchiopoda; Diplostraca; Daphniidae. The coding region runs from base 76 to 1950 and encodes 624 amino acids. The record is from RefSeq and is a predicted model, not a curated record. The transcript has 4 exons.